Molecule: messenger RNA, 660 nt
Organism: Paracoccidioides brasiliensis Pb18
Exons: 2
Coding region: 1-660 (219 amino acids)
Source: RefSeq, a predicted model, not a curated record
AUGGCAUAUUGUAUUGCAUUCUCAAUCGACGGCGCAACCGACGUUACACGACGAUAUGUUCGCAACCCAGCAAAACACGGCAUAUCCCGUACACGUGCUCCCGAGGAGGUUCUACUCUGGGUCAUCCAUGAAAUACGACGAAUGCGACGGGAUAAUCUUUCCAAAGCGGAGCGUCGACGACUGAUGAAGGAGGAUGAACGGGAGGAGCGGGAACUUCGUGGAUACAUGGCUCAGGCGAUUGCGACGGAAAUCAACAACUUGUUCCCCAAUGAACAGCUCAAUACCAACACCAGCAUCAAUGGCAACAGCGCAUCGUCUGAUGAAACAAAGAUUCCCGUAGCGUCCCGGAAUGGAACGGUGGAAUGGUCGAAUAUCAACACCACCAACCAUGACGACGAACGACCACGCCUUUUAACGAACCCUCCGAGUCUAUCCCUCUUGAAACAACCCUUUGAAUUUACCGAUACUCCUCCCACGCAAUACUUGAAAGAAGAUAACGGCGUUCUUUUCACCUCUAGUUUUUCAUCCUCAAAGGUGAUGGGUGUCCUAUAUAUCAACCCUGACGCUCUUCGACUAUCCUGCGCUUAUCGUUUUAUCACUGCUAGAUGCAUUGAUACAUCCACUACAACUCCACACUUAACAUUUAUAUUUCCAAACUGA